Molecule: messenger RNA, 582 nt
Organism: Lachancea thermotolerans CBS 6340
Lineage: Eukaryota; Fungi; Ascomycota; Saccharomycetes; Saccharomycetales; Saccharomycetaceae
Gene: BRR6
Product: Brr6p
Exons: 1
Coding region: 1-582 (193 amino acids)
Biological process (GO): nuclear envelope organization; lipid homeostasis
Cellular component (GO): nuclear envelope; nuclear membrane
Source: RefSeq, a predicted model, not a curated record
AUGUACGAUCAGCUGGUGACGAGUCAGAAGAAGAGAUCUGUCAGUUCUGCUGCUUCGUCAUCGAAAGAGUCGAAGCGUCACUGGUCUGAUCCUAAAACUCUCGCCGCAUAUAUACAACUUUUCGUCAAUACGGUUAUUAUAUCUGGCCUCUUGUACCUGUGUGUACGCUUCUUACGGCUAGUGAAUCGCGAUGUUGAAUGCAAGUUCAGAAACAAAGUCGCGCUAGCCGCCAAGGCUGCACUUGAGUGCCGAGCCAAUUACGAGACCAAUCGUUGCGAACCAGAAGAACGAGCGCCUGCUCUCGAGGCCCAAUGUGCCGAGUGGGCACACUGCAUGAGUCGCAGUCAGGAGCUUUGGGAUUUGCAGCACUCGGCUGUUCUUUGGGCUGAAACUCUAGCAGAGAUCAUUAAUGGAUUUUUCAAACCCAUUAGCAUCAAAUCUCUAAUCAUACUAUUGACGUUCACUUUUGGCGUUAUCAUUGUUUCCAACAUUGCGUUUGGUUCCUACAGGGUCCAUUACUACGGAGCUCUUAAUAGUCCACAAAAUUCAGACCUUUCCUCGAGAGGUCCGCGACCAUUGUAA